UAUAUAUGGAUAAAGAGCAAAUGCUUCCCAGGAGAAGAGAAGGGAAGCAAGCUGUCAUCUUCGAUUCAGUUCCUUCUGAAUGGAGCGGAGCAGCUCGUUCGGGAUGUCGUGGGCGGAUCAGUGGGACUACAGCGAACCGAGCGCGGCCUCGCAGAAGAGCAACAGCAGCAGCAGCAACCUGAAGAAAGGCAUGGAGAAGACGAAGGCCGCGACGUCUACUGGCAUUAAGAAGGUGAAGGAAGGAACUAGCCAUGGCUUGCAGUGGAUCAAGGACAAGUACAGCAAGAAGACCCAGAAGCACUAAAGUUAAUUUGCCUGCAGCAUAGCUUAUACACAGAUUUCGUUUAGUUAUUAUCGUGCUUUAUUUCAUUCUUUUGACGUAAAAAGUAGUGAAAUGUUUAUGUAAAUGUAGGGAAUAUUUAUUCUACCAGCCUUGCAUUAUGCCUGCUUUUAUUUGCUUGCAUGACUCAUAUCUGCGAAAUUUUGCUGCUACCAACGGUGGAGAUCCUUUGAAUCAGAUUCGAAGAUUGCCCAUUAAAUUGGGCUUAGGUAUUGAUUCAAGUUAAUAAAACCUGCAAUUAACCCACGAAAUUUUUAUACAAUAUGGUGCCAAAUUCUACCCAUGAAAACCAAAAUCGCUUUCAUUUUCUUGAUUUAAUAAUUAAUAUAAUAUUCUCAUGUGCAAAGCACGUGCAACUACCUACUAAUAUCAUUCUUAACCCACACAAAUGAAGAUGGUAUGUAAUUAUUAUAUUCGUAAACUGCUAAUUAUAAGUAAUUUCGGACGGGGCGGGAAGAUUUGGAGACUAAACGGAUGGUGCUGUUUCCCUUUCCCGCCUCAGUACGAUUCAAUUGUUUCAAUCAAUCAACAGAUUUGAUUGGGUAAGUAUCGGUCCGUUUCAAUCUCGAUUGGGAUAGGCGAUCGUUGAGAUCAUCUUCCAUUGCAGUCGUUAGAACGUUACGAUGUGAACAUCGCUCGGUAUGUUUGUCAUAAAGUGUUCGUCGAGGUCGUUUCCACCACCGUUUGCAACAGAAGCCAGCUCAGAAAGUUCUCGCGGCAGAACCAGCGAUGCUCUCAAGAGCGAUGACGAAGGUUUCGCGUCUCGGGAAGCCACCGCCUUCCUCCUCCUCCUCCUCCUUGUUCCGUUUCGUCAAUGCCGUCGCUGUUGAUCCUCCGCUGCCGCUGUUUUACCACCGAACCCUUUCGACGAUCCAACUCCAUUCGUCGUCCGGUGAGCGCUUCUACCUUUCUUCUUUGUUGCCGGCCAUCUUCUUAAUGGGGGCGUUCGGCGCCGGAUCGGUGCAGACCACUUACGCCGACGGCGAUGAGGAUUACGAUCCCUAUGCUGCCACCGACUCCUGGUCGAGUUCCAAAACCGCGGAUAAAUUGGAUAGGGUAAAGUUGCAAUUGGAGGUGUUGCUGCAAAUCAGAGGAAUGGAGAAAGGAUCCUACCCGCCCUACACCCUUUCUGCAAGGGGUCAGCAGGUUAUCAUGAAGUUCAAAAUUCCUCCUACAUGUGAGUUAUCGCACAUAAUUAUGGAUCUUGUUAAGAACCUUGGUGACACGUCCAAGCAACUAGGUGGUGGUUCAAAAAUUCAUUUAUAUGCUUUUGACAGUGCAGCUGGAUGGCGAAUAGCUCUUAACCCUUCAGAAAAGAUUGGGGUUUCUGAUGCAACAAAUGAGGGUGGUCUUUCCAUACUGAUAAUAAGCUCUCUACAUGAGUCAGAUUUUUGUGUGAUUAAGUUCAUUAAACGGGGAAUGUAUAGUUUCAGAGAGCUUGAUGCCAUGGUUAGUGCAUUAAAAUUAGCUGGUGAGCAAGCUAAUAUAAAAAAAUCAUCAGGAAGCUACACAAAGGCAUAUAAGAGAGGUGAUAUUUAUCCUGAGAAAACAGUGUCUGCUUUAGAGACCAUGGGUGUGGUAGUAUAUGGACUUGACGAGACUUCGGGUAUCUCUUUGGAUGGUACAAUAUCCUGGGAGAACAUGGCAGGAUAUGAUGACCAAAAACGGGAAAUAGAAGAUACUAUACUAUUGGCACUUCAAAGCCCAGAAGUAUAUGAUGAAGUCGCCCGUGGUACCCGUUGUAAAUUUGAAACAAAUCGUCCUCGAGCUGUGCUUUUUGAAGGCCCUCCAGGAACUGGGAAAACUACUGCUGCUCGAGUAAUUGCUAAACAAGCAGGUGUUCCGUUGCUGUAUGUGCCUUUGGAAGUUAUAAUGUCAAAAUGUUAUGGUGAAAGUGAGCGUUUGUUAGCCAAAGUGUUCUCUCUUGCAAAUGAGCUUCCAUCUGGAGCAAUAAUUUUCCUUGAUGAGGUUGAUUCUUUUGCUGCUUCUCGAUGUAAUCGAAUGCACGAAGCUACCCGUAGAAUUUUGUCAGUGAUAUUGCGUCAGAUUGAUGGUUUUGAGAAAGAAAAACAAGUAAUUGUUAUAGCUGCAACAAAUAGAAAGAAAGACCUUGAUCCUGCUCUUAUUAGCCGCUUUGAUUCAAUGAUUUCAUUUUCCCUACCGGAUCAACAAACCCGUGAAGGAAUAGCUGCUCAAUAUGCAAAGCAUCUACUCAAGACAGAAAUAAUUCUAUUAGCCGCAGCUACGGAUGGAAUGUCUGGAAGAGAUAUUAGAGAUGUCUGUGAACAAACGGAACGACAUUGGGCAUCAAAGCUGAUAAGAGGCCAAGCACCAAACGAUGCUACUCGAAGAACAACGAAACUUCCUCCUAUCGAGGAGUAUAUUCAUAGUGCUGAGCAGCGGCGUGAAGCUUUGUUGUUGGAUAUUUCAGGGGGUGAUAAAUGCCCUAAAUCUUGUAUUUGAAAAAGUUUUUGUGGAUUAGUUAAUGAAGGUGGACAACAUCUCCUGUAGAGAGUUCAGAUAGAUUAUUGCAGUUUGAUCCUCAAAUAAACAUCUAAAUAAAGGGAACAUAAGAUUGACUUAAUGCAUCAUCAUGGAUAACUAAAUA
Musa acuminata AAA Group (dessert banana) is the source of this 2948-nucleotide messenger RNA. RefSeq lists its product as uncharacterized. Gene Ontology annotation, biological process: positive regulation of RNA polymerase II transcription preinitiation complex assembly. The record is from RefSeq and is a predicted model, not a curated record. NCBI's taxonomy places the organism in Eukaryota, Viridiplantae, Streptophyta, Magnoliopsida, Zingiberales, Musaceae. Gene Ontology annotation, molecular function: ATP binding; proteasome-activating activity; ATP hydrolysis activity. The transcript is spliced from 14 exons. The coding region runs from base 1070 to 2803 and encodes 577 amino acids. Gene Ontology annotation, cellular component: cytosolic proteasome complex; proteasome regulatory particle, base subcomplex.